AUGGGAAACGAAACAUCAGCUAUGUCACCUGAGUAGCAGGCAGAAAAUUAUUAUUUUAAUGGAGUAGAUAGAUUUCGUCCAUAGGUAUAUAAAUAUAAUAUGAGCGGAAGCGUUGUAGAUCGCUAAUAGCUAAAUGAAGAAUAAAUUUAAAAAGAGGCUGUUCAGGGUUCUGCUCGUUUUGGCAACGAGCAAGAAAAUGUUGAUCGUUUUAAAAAGGGAUAUAACGAAGGCAAUUUAAAUUAGGAUAUUCGUAGAGAAGAAUUUAAAAAUUCUAUUAAAUAUGUUCCAUAAGACUCAAUAAAAGAUAAGGAUUACAUAGAAUUCCCAAGAAUGACAUUAAUGAAAAGAGAGAUGGAAAGACAUUAUUAGUCCAACGAUGUGCAUAGCGUUUACUAAAAUUUGGAAGUUAAUCCAGAGUUGAUGAAAAGAAUUGAUAAGCACAUUAACAAAACCGAAGAUUAGCUAGAAAGAAUGGAUUAAGAAGAAAGAAAACACACCAUAUUAGAUUAAUUAGGACGUAUUGCCUACUUAGAAGAUAGAAUGGAACUUUUGUAAAAAGAAAUCAGCAACUAAGUAUUUCAUUUAAAAUACAAACAUAAAAAGACCCUCAAUUUUUAAGGCGACUACAACAAGCUCAGAGACGAAACAAUUGCACAUCAUGCAAGAAUAAACUAAUUUGAAGAACAAAAUAAAAUGAAAGAUUUAACAAAAGUGCAAGAAGAAAUGGAAAUGAAAGAAGAAGACAUUAGAUCUUUAGAGAAAGAAAUAGAGUCUUAUAAUGAUUAAAUAAAUUAUUGGAAACAAAAGGCCAGCAUUGAUGAUAACUGUAUAGCGAUCAUUACAAGUUUAAAAUUUAGAGCACAAGGAUUGAUUACAGAAAACAAAAGAUUAAAGGAUAUCCUUUACAAAGACGAGGAAUAUGCAGAUAUUAAAAAUGUUAUGUAUGAUAAUAAAUAAAUUUAACUUCAAUAAGAAAUUUUUGAGGAAACAGAUAAUUUGCUUAAGAAUUAUUACGAAUCUGUAACUUACGAUCGUACCUUUGAUGAUAAAAAGAAUGUAUCUAAGACUUAGAAUACUUCAAUUAAUACUAAAACAAUUAAAAAGAACUGA
Molecule: messenger RNA, 1110 nt
Organism: Tetrahymena thermophila SB210
Lineage: Eukaryota; Ciliophora; Oligohymenophorea; Hymenostomatida; Tetrahymenidae
Exons: 2
Source: RefSeq, a predicted model, not a curated record